UCCUUGUUCGCCCUCGGCGCCCAUGGAGAUGCGGCGGUAGCAAAGGAGGCUGUGAAAAUGGCGGCCAAAGCGAGGACCUGGGGAGUGCUGCAGCCUUCUCCCCGGCCGCUCUCCGCUGUUUUCGCUUUGCUGCUUUUGCUUGGUUGUGGCCAAACUUCUGCUGUUGCUUCUCCUGUCUGUCACCACCGCAUCCCCAGCGCCAGGGAGGUUAUCUAUAAAGUUUAUCUUAAGGAAAAUCAUCUUAUGAAGAGAAAUGUGGAUGAACAACUAAGAAUUAAGACAAUAUAUGACAAAAGUAUUGAGGAAUUGCCACCUGGAAAAAAGCACCUUAUAAAGAAUAAGCUCUUCCCACAAGCUAUUUCUUAUUUAGAGAAGACAUUUCAAGUUCGGAAACCUACUAGUACCAUCCUAUUAAGCAGACAGUGUGUAACAAACCAAUAUCUAAGGAAGAAAGAUGACCCUCACAGAUAUUGCCAAGGAGCCUGUGCAGAAUAUACAAAGUGUGGGCCAGUUAUAGUUCCAGAGGAACAUCUGCAGCAAUGUAGGGUAUGUAGUGAAAACCUGGUUUGUGGACCUGUUGGUGUAAUAGAUCAAGAAGGGGUUCGAGAUGCUGAUUUCAUAUUAUAUGUUAGCGCUCUGACUACUGAAAGGUGUGGCCAAGAAAAUAUUAUUGCAUAUGCGGCAUACUGUCAACUGGAAGCUGAAAUGGACAGACCAAUUGCAGGGUAUGCUAAUCUGUGUCCAAAUAUGAUUUCAACCCAAGCACAGGAGUUUAUUGGCAUGUUGUCUACAGUGAAACAUGAAAUCAUUCAUGCAUUGGGUUUCUCUGCUGGGCUGUUUGCAUUUUAUCAUGAUGAUGAUGGAAAUCCUUUGACUGCCAGAUAUGCAAAUGGAUUACCACCCUUUAAUGAAAGCCUUGGUGUGUAUCAGUGGAGCAAUAAAAUAGUACAUAAUGCAGUACGGCUCUGGGAUAUACGGGGCAAUAAGAUACUGCUUCACAAUAUAUUUCUUCUGAUAACUCCUAAAGUAGUUGAGGAGGCCCAAAAACAUUUUGGCUGUCCAUUUCUAGAGGGGAUGGAACUUGAAAAUCAAGGUGGAAUGGGUACAGAAUUCAAUCACUGGGAAAAGCGAUUGUUGGAGAAUGAAGCAAUGACUGGAUCGCACACACAGAACAGGGUCUUCUCCCGGAUCACUUUGGCUUUAAUGGAAGAUACUGGCUGGUAUAAAGCCAAUUACAACAUGGCAGAAAAGCUAGACUGGGGCCGGGGUAAAGGCUGUGACUUUGUGAUGAAAAGUUGUAAGUUUUGGAUUGAUCAUAGGAGGAGAAGGAAAGAAUUGGUAGCACCAUAUUGUGACACUCUGCGGAGCAAUCCAUUGCAACUAACCUGCAGACAGGACCAAAGAGCAGUAGCAGUGUGCAAUUUACAGAAGUUCCCACAACAGCUGCCUCAGGAAUAUCAGUAUUUUGACAGCCUAUAUGGGGUACCACCAGAAGAUUUGCCUUAUUAUGGUGGGUCUGUUGAAAUUGCUGACUACUGUCCUUUCAGUCAGGAAUUCAGCUGGCACUUAAGUGGUGAAUUUCAACGAAGCUCAGAUUGUAGAAUACUUGAAAAUCAACCAGAUCCUUUCAAAAACUAUGGUGCAGAGAAAUAUGGACCAAAUUCUGUGUGUCUCAUUCAGAAGUCAGCUUUUAUUAUGGAACAAUGCCGAAAGAAACUCAGUUACCCUGACUGGGGCAGUGGGUGUUACCAGGUUUCUUGUUCUCCUCAUGGGCUGACUGUUUGGGUCAAGGAUGUGGAAUAUUUGUGCAGUCGCUCAGGUCAAACUCUAACAGUGAAUAUUCAGAUGAAUGGAUGGGUACAUAUUGGAAACCUAAUUUGCCCGGUGUGUUCAGACUUCUGUGAUUUCUGUCCACCUGAGCAGGACCCUCCUCCAGUUGCAAAUUUAACAAAAGUUACAUCUAUUGAUUUGUGUUCCUGUUCCCCUAGCCUGGUAGUAACCCUAUGGCUAUUGAUGGCAAACUUGCUUCCACUACUGGCUGGAUUUCUUCUGUGUGCAUGGAGUUAAAAGUGGGCUCUCAGGUUGGCCCAUACAGUCAUAUUGUACUUCUCAAAAGCAGCUGUCCAGAAGAACAAAUGCAUCCCCACCUGCCUUGUGGCAAGAAGGCCAGCUGAUCGCAGGCUGGGAGGUGCUGGCCGAACAGCCUCUAGCCUGAAUGAGGCGAAGUUUACAGCAUCAUCUCAAUAAGUGCCAGUAUUAAACGUUUUCAUUUCACAUUGGUAACAAAUAGUGAGGAACAAAUCUGCCAGUAGUGUUAUGCUGCCACUGGUCUAGACCACUCUUGGUAGGUGGAAUUCUCUGAGACUUGAAGCAGAAUUUUUGGCAUCCUUAGACAGAUAUAUCUCAGAGUUUCCUUUAGUUAAAAGCCAUGAAAAUUAGUUGUCAUCACUGCUAAUAAGUCCAAUGUGAUGUUAUGGAUUCUCGCAGUUGUAUCCAAAGAGACUUAGCCUUUUGGUUCUGCUUUAGGAUGUUUCCAGAACUGUCCUAUGCUUUGUACACUCUGGUGAUUUGAGGAUAUUUCUUCUGUGAAGUCUCUGCUGCUCAGAAUAUGGAGGAACUUCUCAAUAGCUGCACAUCAUGCACUUUUGACAUUUCUAAAUAAUGAAAAUAUUUGUUAUCUCCCCUUCACUUGUUGAAGACCAACCACUAAGCUAAACUAUUCUGCCAUAACUUUCGAUGUACUAAGCCUACAAUCCUAAGCAUGCUUGCUAAGAUGGAAAUCCCACUAAACUCAGUUGAGCAUUUCUGAGUAAACAUGUUUUGGAUUAGGUAGCCCUCAUUCAUGAAUGUUCUUUUCACUGCAUUGGCCUUCUUCAAACACUGGUAAGCAUCCAGUGUUUUUUUUUGGGGGGGGGGUUACACACUAUUAGGUGAGUAGGCCAAAAGAGUGAAAUGAUAAUAGGUUUCAUACUUAGGUUUGAGGGAGCAUAAUUAUUUUGGGAAAAAACUAUUAGUGACCGCAGCUGUAAAUCUUACAGAUACCAUAGUUACACCUUUGGGGCCAAAAUGAGAAUUCCCAUUACCCUAUUAAUCUUGGUCUUGGUAGAAAGUAUAGCUGACCUCAGUUAUGCUGGGUACAUAAAGACAUAUACAUUUUUUAAAGUAUGCAGGUUAGUGGCUGUGCCACUAAGAAAUGGUUAAAUUAUUACAGAAGUCAGUCAGUGACCAACUUGUAGAUGAAGAAUCAGUUCCAUUGAGAAUGAAAAAUCCUCAGGAACCAUAGUUGUAAUAACUUUGCUUUCUCGUGGCUGGCACAAACUGGUUUUUGUCUUGGGACUAAAGGAGUCACUUCUGACCCUAUUGAUUAUUCUGAUUCAAUAAAAGCUGUGCCUGGUGGAGAUGCCACCCUAGGAGCGCUCCAAAGAAAAGCCAAUUUUUAUCCAGAACGUUCGGGUCAAUCUUUUCAAAAUGUGUACAGUGGCAGCAGGCUGAUCAACAUGGUGAGAACUGAAACAUGAGUGGAAUCAGGUGGACUCUUCUGUUAAUGCAGAACACAGUCCCUUUGCUUUCCAGAUGAUGAACUGCAGCUCCCAUCAGUUCCAGCUAGGAUGGUCAAGGAGAGAUGAUUGAGUCCAACAAUAUUUAGAGGGCCAAGGGUUAGCCACCCCUAGUCUACAAUAGUGCCUGCUAGAUUUUUUUCUUAAAGUAAAUUUAUUUUUACAAAGAGGGUUUCUGUAAAAGCAGCUAGUCAGUAAACUGCUUCCUACUUGAAGCAUGAAAAGGCUGACUGAAGAACUGGAGUGCGGAUUUGCUCCAAUGAUGUGAAUAUAAAUGUACACUACUAUAAAUACACUAUUUAUAUUACACACGUGCACACACACACAACAUUAGCCUUAAAUGAGCUGGGGUGGAAGGAAGGCAUGGAAAUAGCAAUACAAUAUUAGGGUUAAACAUGCUUUAAAUAUGUACAGUUUGAAUCAAAAUUAUCUAAAUAGAUAUACAACUCAACUAAUGUGAAACAGUUCCAUGGAAGUAAAACCUAAUUUUUAUAUGUGCAAUAAUAUAACUUAUAUAGCAUCUUGUAAGGAUGUUUUUAUAUACUUGAACAUUUUUCUCAUUGUCUUGAAGCAAAACAAUUGCACUGUAUCAGCUUUUUGGCUAACUUUGUAUAUAAGCAUUUAUACCUGUGUUAAUGAACUUGUGUUGUAAAAGUAGAA
Messenger RNA from Rhineura floridana, 4217 nucleotides. It is a transcript of the gene LMLN, whose product is annotated as leishmanolysin like peptidase. Gene Ontology annotation, cellular component: cytoplasm; membrane. Gene Ontology annotation, biological process: proteolysis; cell adhesion. The record is from RefSeq and is a predicted model, not a curated record. The transcript has 17 exons. Gene Ontology annotation, molecular function: metalloendopeptidase activity. Lineage: Eukaryota; Metazoa; Chordata; Lepidosauria; Squamata; Rhineuridae. Bases 58 to 2067 code for a protein of 669 amino acids.